AUGUACGGAAGCUGCCUUUUGGAGAAAGAAGCAGGCAUGUACCCAGGCACUCUCAGGAGCCCCGGAGGAGGCAGCACCGCUGGAGUGGGCACCUCUGGGGGAGGUGGGAGUCCGCUGCCAGCCUCCAGCUUCGCAGCGGCUCCUGCUUACCCGCCCUACAUGGGGUAUCCUCAAAUGCCCAGUAUGGAUCAUCACGGGCCAUCACUAGGUGCCUGGAGCUCACCCUACAGUCCCCCCCGGGAAGAAUGGAGUGCCUACCCGGGGCCGUCCAGUGCAAUGGGCACAGUGCCCAUGAACGACGUGACCUCAAGCUCAGCGGCUUUCGGCUCGCCGGACUACAGCAACCUGGGCCCCACAGGCGGCGGAAACAGCAGCGGCAGCCUCCCAGCCCCAGCUAGCGGGUCACUGGUCUCCAUCGAGUCUGGCACUGGCGACACCAGUUCUCCCAGCAGGAGCCGCCACAGCCCCUAUGCAUGGAUGCGCAAGACGGUGCAGGUGACCGGGAAAACCAGGACAAAGGAAAAGUAUCGUGUGGUUUACACAGAUCAUCAAAGGCUGGAGCUGGAAAAAGAAUUCCACUGCAACAGAUACAUCACCAUCCGGAGGAAAUCAGAGCUGGCAGUUAACCUGGGCCUUUCUGAGAGACAGGUGAAAAUCUGGUUUCAGAAUCGCAGAGCCAAGGAGAGAAAGAUGAUCAAAAAGAAAAUCUCCCAGUUUGAGAACAGUGGAGGUUCUGUGCAAAGUGACUCUGGUUCCAUCAGCCCUGGGGAACUGUCUAACACUUUUUUUGCCACUCCACCUGCUGUCCGUGGAUUUCAACCUAUCGAGAUACAGCAGGUUAUAGUCUCUGAAUGA
Jaculus jaculus (lesser Egyptian jerboa) is the source of this 855-nucleotide messenger RNA. It is a transcript of the gene Cdx4, whose product is annotated as caudal type homeobox 4. The transcript is spliced from 3 exons. Gene Ontology annotation, molecular function: RNA polymerase II transcription regulatory region sequence-specific DNA binding; DNA-binding transcription factor activity, RNA polymerase II-specific. The record is from RefSeq and is a predicted model, not a curated record. The coding region runs from base 1 to 855 and encodes 284 amino acids. Gene Ontology annotation, cellular component: nucleus. Lineage: Eukaryota; Metazoa; Chordata; Mammalia; Rodentia; Dipodidae. Gene Ontology annotation, biological process: regulation of transcription by RNA polymerase II; animal organ morphogenesis; cell differentiation.